AUGGAGUCUACAAUUCGCCGAGACAAAACGAAACAUUCCAAGUCCAGACUGACUCACGCUUGUGCCCAAAAAGAUGCAUCUCAUGGUUCCUCGGCUGACAAUAGUCUUUUGUUGCAGCCCUUUCGUCAAGGAAGGAGGCUUUCAUAUGAAGCAGAGGCCAUGACUUUACUGUUCAAAAGACAUCUAUUGGCAAAUACCCCAGGAUUCGAACAUUGCGCAUAUAUUUGGUUCGAAUCUAGACCAGAGCUUGAGACCACUGGCUAUGUGCUCUUCGAUAGCGGUUGUAAGAAUUCCAACUGGGUGUCCCGUCACAUUGCAGUGGCAUGUGGAGCAGAUAUUCAAGUCCUACCAGAGCCGGUCUUCUUCCAAGCUGCAAACGGCGCACCACUCGCAGCCAGUGAAUUUGUCUCAUUGAACUUUUGCAACAUGUGUGGAGAUAAUCCCAAAACGUACGCUGCUACGUUUUACGUCCACGACAACCCGUCAUUUUGCGACGCCGUAAUUGGCCAAUCAUACAUGGUUCUACAUCGUAUGACCCAAGGAGUCAACUUUGGGAUAUAUUCUGAGCAGCAAACACCAGAAGAAAUCCACGCAAACAAGACAAAUGACGCCGCAAAUGUGGCAGAGGCUGGAUAUUAUGGGCGCGCUAGAGAGGCCGAGAAAGAAAAAGAUAAGAAAAAGAAGAGUGACAAGAAAAAGUCUAGUCAUGGCCAUGGUAAAAAAGGUAACUCGAAGGGGGGUUCACGAGCAUAA
Messenger RNA from Glarea lozoyensis ATCC 20868, 753 nucleotides. RefSeq lists its product as uncharacterized. The coding region runs from base 1 to 753 and encodes 250 amino acids. The transcript is spliced from 3 exons. The record is from RefSeq and is a predicted model, not a curated record. Lineage: Eukaryota; Fungi; Ascomycota; Leotiomycetes; Helotiales; Helotiaceae.